AUGUGGUCGUUUGCUUCAUUCGCUGCGUUUUUUAUUCUAACGAUUCUUAUUUGUGCUCCAUCAGACAUUUCAGCAGAUUGUCCAUCUUGUUGUCAUGAUAAUACCGGAUGCAAUACAGCCUAUAACGGUCGUCCAGGUCAAUGUUGUGGAUCAGGAUUCCUGCGAUUCUGUUGUCCGACAAGUACAAGUUGUGGUUCAUAUCCCUACUGUAUCCAAGAUCGAUAUUGGGGACAUUUUACCCUUGGUCAAUUAAUCGGUCUUAUUGCUGGUAUUAUUUUUGUGAUCGUUUUGCUCCUUUCGAUAUGCGGUAUUCUAUGUCGACGCUACCAAAAGCGGGGUGCAACGGCUUCUGCUCGUGUUAUAACUUUGCCAUCAACACCAGCCAACAAUUAUGGAACUUGCCCGCCACCUCCACCAUACAAUCAAAAUACUACGAAAUAA
Adineta ricciae is the source of this 441-nucleotide messenger RNA. The record is from the annotation of a GenBank genome assembly. Lineage: Eukaryota; Metazoa; Rotifera; Eurotatoria; Adinetida; Adinetidae.